Molecule: messenger RNA, 1523 nt
Organism: Cryptomeria japonica (Japanese cedar)
Lineage: Eukaryota; Viridiplantae; Streptophyta; Pinopsida; Cupressales; Cupressaceae
Product: chalcone synthase
Exons: 2
Coding region: 109-1299 (396 amino acids)
Biological process (GO): polyketide biosynthetic process
Molecular function (GO): acyltransferase activity, transferring groups other than amino-acyl groups
Source: RefSeq, a predicted model, not a curated record
CACAUCUCAAGUAGAGUGCGCAGUCUCAAAUUGCAUUGCUCUCUCCUAGCGCCUCCUUACACAAACAUCUUUCCCAGUCAACUUGGGUCGAAGUUCAGAUUAAUCAGCAUGUCAACAGGGAAGAUGGUGGAUGUGGAGGCACUGAGGAAAGCCCAGAGGGCUGACGGUCCAGCAAAUAUCUUGGCAAUCGGAACAGCUACUCCUCCCAACGCGAUUGAGCAGAGCGAGUACCCGGAUUACUAUUUCAGAAUCACCAACAGCGAGCACAAGGUUGAGCUCAAGGAGAAGUUCAAGAGAAUGUGCGAGAAGUCAAUGAUAAGGAAGAGGUACAUGUAUCUCACGGAGGAGAUACUGAAGGAGAACCCCAACGUUUGCGCUUACAUGGCCCCCUCGCUGGACGCUAGGCAGGACAUGGUGGUGGUCGAAGUUCCCCGCCUGGGAAAAGAGGCAGCUGCCAAGGCCAUUAAGGAGUGGGGUCAGUCCAAGUCGAAGAUCACUCACCUUAUCUUCUGCACCACCAGCGGAGUAGAUAUGCCCGGCGCCGACUAUCAGCUCAGUAAACUGCUCGGCCUCCGCCCUUCAGUCAAGAGAGUGAUGAUGUAUCAGCAGGGCUGCUUUGCCGGAGGCACGGUUCUGAGAGUGGCCAAGGACCUCGCUGAGAACAACCGCGGAGCUCGAGUUCUGGUCGUUUGCAGUGAGAUCACGGCCGUCACUUUUCGCGGCCCAUCCGACACUCACCUCGACAGUCUGGUUGGGCAGGCUCUUUUCGGCGACGGUGCGGCUGCCGUGAUCGUGGGAGCAGACCCCGUUCCAGAAAUAGAGAAGCCCUGUUUCGAGCUCCUCUGGACUGCUCAGACAAUUCUCCCCGACAGCGAGGGCGCCAUCGAUGGUCAUCUGAGAGAGGUCGGGUUAACAUUCCAUUUAUUGAAAGACGUGCCUGGGCUGAUCUCGAAGAACAUUGAAAAGGCUCUGGUGGAGGCCUUUGGGCAAUUCAACAUCUCCGACUGGAACGAACUCUUUUGGAUUGCACACCCUGGAGGCCCGGCAAUCCUGGAUCAGGUGGAGUCGAAAUUGGAGCUGGAUCCCAAAAAGAUGCGAGCGACUAGACACGUAUUGAGUGAGUAUGGGAACAUGUCGAGCGCCUGCGUGCUCUUCAUAUUGGACGAAAUGAGGAAGUCGUCUGCAGAAAAGGGAUGUGCGACCACGGGAGAAGGACUGGACAUGGGAGUACUCUUUGGCUUCGGCCCUGGACUCACUGUGGAGACCGUGGUUCUUAAGAGUGUUCCUGUCCUAUCAUGAACAAAUUUCCGCCCUUGACGACAUGAUACACAAUUGCAUUCGGUCGUUUGCUUAGUGAAAUCCUAUUCAUUCCAGUUGUAAUUUGAGUUCGAAUUCGUAUUCCAUGUGUUGUGUAUCUCAUCGUACCGUGUAUGCCAUGAGAUACAGACAAUAAGGAAUUGGUCGAUUGUAGAUUUCAUUUUCGAGAAAUUUAACAAACUUUGGAAAAAAGUAUUUCUUCGUCA